Messenger RNA from Salarias fasciatus (jewelled blenny), 1893 nucleotides. RefSeq names its product serine and arginine rich splicing factor 5a (gene srsf5a). The transcript is spliced from 8 exons. Bases 139 to 1260 code for a protein of 373 amino acids. Gene Ontology annotation, cellular component: cytoplasm; nucleus. The record is from RefSeq and is a predicted model, not a curated record. Gene Ontology annotation, molecular function: mRNA binding. NCBI's taxonomy places the organism in Eukaryota, Metazoa, Chordata, Actinopteri, Blenniiformes, Blenniidae.
GCUCAGUGGAACAGUUCCCUCCAACGCGCUGCUUCUUCGCCAUUUUGAUCCGGGGAAGAAGUAAAGGUACACUGUGAACUAGCUACAUAAACAACCACCACAGAGCAACUUUAAGAAGAAGAAACACUACAUAUCACUAUGAGUGGUUGUCGUGUUUUCAUCGGCCGCCUGAGCCCACAGGCCCGAGAGAGGGACGUGGAGAAGUUUUUCAAGGGAUAUGGACGAAUCCGAGAAAUCAACUUGAAGAAUGGAUUUGGCUUUGUGGAAUUCGACGACCACAGAGAUGCAGAUGAUGCUGUGUACGAGUUAAACGGCAAAGAAUUGUGCAGUGAACGGGUCACGAUUGAGCAUGCUCGUUCCAGAAGAGGAAGAGGCGGCGGACCCGGGAUGGUCGGAGGCCGUUUCAGUGGCGGCAGCAGUGGCUAUCGGCCGUUGCGCAGCAGUGGCUCAAGGUAUGGCCCUCCUGUGCGUACAGAUCACAGGCUGAUUGUAGAAAACCUCUCGUCACGGAUCAGCUGGCAGGACCUGAAAGACCUGAUGAGAAAAGCAGGUGAAGUUACCUUUGUGGACGCUCACCGGCCCAACAAAAAUGAAGGAGUGGUUGAGUUUGCAUCCCGCAGUGACAUGAAGAAUGCCAUUGCCAAGCUGGACGGGACCGAGCUGAACGGUCGCAAGCUCAAGAUCUUUGAGGACAGCAGGAGCCGCUCUCGCUCUCGCUCCCGCUCCCGCAGCUACUCGCGCUCCAGGAGCCGCUCCCGCAGCCGGGACCGCUCCAGGAGCCGCUCCCGCUCUAGGAGCCGUGACCGUUCCAGGAGCCGCGACCGCUCCCGCUCCCGUUCCCGCAGCCGCUCCAAGUCCAGGAGCCGCACCCCGGAGAAGAAGUCCGGAGGGGGCAGCAAGGGCAGAUCCCCCUCCAGGUCCAGGUCCAAGUCCCGCUCCAAAUCUCGCUCCAAAUCCCGCUCCAAGCCUCGCUCCAAGUCUAGGUCUAAGUCCCGCUCUAGGUCCCGCUCCAAGCCCCAAUCAAAAUCCCGCUCCAAGUCCCGUUCCAAAUCCCGCUCCAAGUCUCAAUCCAAGCCCCGCUCCAAAUCCCGCUCCAAAUCCCGCUCCAAAUCCCGCUCCAAGUCCCGUUCCAAGUCCCGAUCCAGGUCCCGCUCCAAAUCCCGCUCCGCCUCGCCGGCCCCGGAUCAGAACCAACAGUCCCGCUCUCGAUCCAGGUCCCGCUCUCGUUCCCGCUCCGCCUCAGCAGACAGCAAACACUGAGCCUGGCGCCCCCCGCAGGCCGCCGCAGAGACUGAGAGUCCCGCCAGAGGAGUGACACGUGAUGUUUUUUUUUUUUGUUUUUUUGUUUUGUUUUUUUAAUCAAUGGGGACAAACUGCCUUCUCACAGUCCAAACCUCGACCAUGUGUUUUAUUUCUCUCAGUCUUGGACAAGCUUCCACAGGAGAAAGACUUGAACCAUUAAGUUUUCCGCCCCCUCGUCUCCUCGAGACGCUCCCUUUCUCUGUGAAGACGGCGUCCUCUGUCCUGGAGUCUCCUCCAGCCGUCUGCCACGUUUCGAUUCCAUCCUCUUGGAAAACGCCGUCGGCCACCCCCCCCACCGCCCCACCGCCCCCCCCUCAAGGAAGAAAAAACAAACAAGCGUGACGGAGUUCAUCUAGCGUUUGCUGUGAAACUGGUGUUUGAUUCACUGCCCUGAUAUGUGAACGUAAAAAUGCAACCAUUACAGCUUUAUGUCUUAGUCCAGGAACCCGGCAUUAAUGUUGAUUUUUAAAUCUCGACCAGGACGUCGUGCUUUGGAUUUUCUUUGUAAUUCAUCUCUUUUCUUUAAGGAUCUGGAAACAGGUUUGUUUAUCAGUAAGUUUAAUUUGUUACUAAUAAAAAAAGCGAAACAGA